CCGAGCGUUAGUCCCAAAAAAUCAUCAUGUCUAUCACGCAUUCAAGAUUAAAAAAGUUUUCUAGUUUCGAUGUAGUUAAUGCUCAUUUCAUCCAUCCCAAAUUGAUAAUACAAGAAGAUACAGAAAAAGUGCGAUUAUGUGAUCUUACAGCGCGAAAUGAAGAAGAAGAUCCCGAUAACGACAAGAUUUAUAAUUUCGAUGCAAAAAUCUCAAAUACACACGUACACGGAGAGCUCCUCUGGGUCCUUUUAAGGUCGGGUGAUAUCAUAGUAAUAAACCCAGCGAAUGGAUCUCAAAUACAGGUAACAUGUGAAAAGUUGGCCAACUAUAAGAUCCAAAAGUUACGUAGUAAUGAGAAAAAUGUGAUCCUAAUCAGUAAAAGUGGAGAAUGUUUGAUGGUGUUAUUUUCAAGAAAAGAUUUGGAACAAGAUAUGAUAGAUGGCAAAACAGAACAUACCAUAUCAAUACAUAAAUAUGGUGGGUCUUAUUUAGCUGUGGAAUCUCAUAUGCUUACAAAUGGAUUGAUUGCAUACACUGAGGGAGAAGCUUUGGUUUUGAAAUGUCCUGUAACUGGUUUAUAUGAAGUCAUGACAUCAACAACGAAACUCAAUUAUGCGGUUCCAUGGGCUGAUUCACUGAUCAUUUCCGAUGGAGCAUCAAUGUGGCUGGUAGAUAUUAAAGACUCCCGUAUUAUAUAUCAAUUUAAAGAAGAUGGCAUCACAUAUUAUCCUUUGGGGUCAUAUAACAACGACUUUUACUAUCUGGUUUGGGAUCAAAUGCAGGUGUAUAUUUGCUGUGCUUGGGAUGAAUCACUACUUGAUUCAACAAAUGACCAGCGGGACAACAACUCUUCCAUCCAGAAACUUUCAUCUCAAGAAACACUCAAAGUUCAGUUGAAAACCAUCAUUGAUAGUUUGACAUCAACAACAGACCCAGAUCAGGUACUACCCCAGAUACAACCAUAUUUUGACACCAUUGAAGACUUACCUCUCCUUGUAACUACUGCCUUUAAACUGUGUAAGAUUAAUGUGGCAUUCAAACCCAUUGCAUAUACUUUACAAAAGAGAGUGUUUGCAUCAGCUGAUGAUAGUCUGAUUCAAUCAUUAUGUGACAUCAUGAAUAAAAUAGACAUAUUGGAGUACAUUGAGUUCAGAGGAAGCAAUUUAUAUGAAGACCUAAGCAUAUUUGAUUUGAGCUUUGUAGAAUUAUGUAUGACAUUUGUCUCAAAAGGUGAUUUUGAUCUAUCUUCCAUAUGUUGGCUCAAAUAUUCUGCUGUAAAACAAAUGAUAAAUUCUAAUGAUAUAAUGGGCAUUUUGAAUGCUGUUCCCAACAAUAUUAAGAUGGGAGCCUUAAUAAAUUGGUUAAGAAAUUUCCUCCCACCUCUUCUAGAUGAAAACCCUUUUUAUAUAGAUUUGUUUGUGCGGUGGGUGACAGAAAGAGUUUUUUCACUAGAGAAAUCUAGUUACUGGCCAAAAAUUGGAUUAAAAUUUAUAGAAGAUAUAGGCAUGGUAUUAGAAACUUCAUUAAAAACGAUUUGUCUACGACCAAUGUCAAUGGAUGAUCUUGAUAUGUUAAAGACGCAUAUAAAGAAUAUAAUUGAAUUAAAAGAAAAACAUAAAAUUAAUAUGUUGCUGGGUGAGCUUAGUUCACAGAGUCCCAGUGAAGUCGCGUUAAUUAUGCUACGUCGAUGCUACACAGAAGAUCUAGAGCCAUUCUUGCAGCACUAUUUGCCUUCAUAUAGUGCUAGAAACUCUUUUGAAAUUGAUGAUACUCUACGCACAUUCAUUGAGAUAGAAGCUGCAAGCAGUGGUGGUGAUGUAGACGGCACCCGUUUAAAUAUAUUGCUCAAUUCUUUUCGACUACACACAAACAAAUUAGAGUGUUUUCUUCAGGUAUUAAAGAUUUUAGAUGUACCAUGGAAUCCAAUAGUACUAGAACUCGCAGUAGAAGCCGCAUCUUCAGGUACAAAAGAUUUCACAACAACUGCUACAGAUCGUAUUCUCGCUGAGCAAAUUCAGCGAGAAUUGCAUAAUGCAAAGAUUAAAGUGAUUUUGAAGAAAUAUAAAUUUUCAUUAAAAUGUACAGAUUAUCAAUUAGUCUUGCAUAAAUUGAUGACAUCACCGAGCGUUGAUUUGGAUGACUUAAAGAUUAUUAGCAGUGCACUUAAAGGUUACGCGAAAUACGGCAGCUUAUUAUAUUUAAACCGAUGUCUUUGCGACUGUGAAACGAGAGCUGCGCUGGAAUACUUUAAUCAGAUGCCAAGCAAGGAAAAGAAAAUUUUGUUGAAAUCAGUAAUGAUCAAAUACGAACAAAUAAUAAAAGGAACUUCAAAAGAUGCGAUUACUGAAAGAAACUACGUCGAUUUCUUGAAAGGUAGUAAAAUGCUCAAUGAUUUAGAAAUUAAUACAAUUGAAAACAUGUAUUAUUUGAAAAACUCAUUUGAAACAAAGCUAAGUAUAAAUGAUAUGUAUUGUGAGCAGAGUGCAAACGACGUCAAUAUUACUAUGAAUGUUUCUGACGCAGAAAUGAGUGGAUGUCUAGCCCAGCUCACUCGAGCACACCAAACUUCACGGUCAACAUUGAUAGCAUUACUCCAUCGCACUUCUUCAAAUCAUGAAGUACGCAAACUAGUUGAAGCUCUCUUAACAGCUGAAUCCCAGGAACACUGUAAUACACAGAUUGCAUCAGUACUGACUAAUUUCAAAGAUGGAAACAAUUCAGCAAUUCUCAUAGAAUGCUGCCACAUCCUCACAGAACUCGUAUCAACUUGUACCGAAGAACACAUUCAUCCUGUAAUGAAAUAUUUAUCAAUGCUAACAGCCUUAGUGAAUGCUAAUAUAGUAGUUAAAAAUCUGUCCAUAGCAUGGAAGUUCCAUUAUAUGUUCUUACCCAUGUCUUCGUUGUCAACAUUGAAUGAUCUAAUUGAUUUCUACAUUUCCCCAGAUAAUUAUUUGGCCCGCAAUCCAGGAAUCUGUCACAGUAGGGGCGAUUUCAUUCCAAUCAGGAUAGUUGUCAAUAUUGCAGACGACAUUUCUUCUUCUGGCAAAGGUUUACCUGGCGAAUUACUUCAAAUAAGGAAUAAAAUAUGUAAGCAACUUUUAAACAAAGUUGUAGCAUCUCAAGAACUCGACGAAUUAUUGAUAACAAUAUUAUUAGAUCUCCUGAGCAAAGACGAAGGAGACAAAAUGUGGAUUAUAGAUAUGUUACGUGGUCAAAGUGAGUCACUGUCCCACGCUGCUAUUGCGUACCUGGCACAACCCGUAAUAAGACGCUCAUUUUCGGCAUUCUGUUUAACCCAAAACACAGUUGCAUAUUCGCCUCAAUACAUACUAAAAACGAAAUUUAAAUUUAACGUGGCAGACUUGGCAUUACCAGAAAUUAACAAUGAUGAUACAUGGGACACUAAAGUAAUGCUGUUCUUCUUUUUGAAACAGUACCCAGAAACUUCUGUUGAACGCCUUAUAGAAUUGUGCCGCACCUUGCACAUACCUGUCAAUGAAGGUCUGUCAUUUCAACUCAUUUCCUUGCUUACUACUUGGGAAUUAAUGUACAAAAUACUCAAUGAUGACAUAGGUUGUUGUCGUGUACAAUAUGAAAACGAUGAAAGCCAUCUAUUGCCGAACUGUGUAAAAUUAUGGGAAAGCAUAAAAGACAAAGAUUUCAUCAAAGAUGUUUUAACAGAUCUGUGGAAAAACGGUGAAGUAACGUUACAUGGUCGUGUUGUUUCUAUAAAUCCCUAUUAUUACGAAGUGUACUUAUGCAUCUAUCAUUUAUUAUAUGGUUCUUCCACCGAUUUCAUGAAAGAAUAUUAUCUCUUAAAUUUUCUGAAAAAUUAUAACAGGAAAACCGCCCCUAAACAACAUGAAUUUGAGCUAUUUUCUGUCAAAGGAAUGUUCCCGGAAAUCGGUCAUCAUCGUUUACCGUUUCACAUUUUCAUGCGUGAAGACAUGUGGGCGAACUUGAAGUCUGAAAUAACACUAGAAACCUACGAGCAGUGGCUGCCUGCAGUUGCUUUACUUUCACUAGAUGCUGAUAUUCAAACCGCGAGAGACAUGAUUUGCAGUACCGCUCUCAAGCAAACUAUGACGUCUAGAAAGAAGAGUGAAGGUAUGGAGACUGAUUCAAAAGAGAGUGAGCCCUGGCGUCUAACCACACGAGAAGAGCCUCUGCUCCGAGCGGCACACAGAUGUGUGAAGCAUAUAGCUAAUAUGGAAUGGGCAGGAGCGUGCCUCUUUUACGUUCUUCAAGGUUGUGCUCGUGGGGCAGACCAAGUGGCAGCUGCGCAGUUGUGUUACCAAUUUGCUCAACGCUGGUCUGCUGUCCAGCCUGGCAAUCGAGCGGUACAGCAAAUGGAGCGUCUGCAUUCCACUCUUUCAACGAGACAUAUUUUGCAUAAGGUGGAAUGGGCAUGUGAAGAAUUUGUUCGACUAUCGACAGAGCCAACGCAACUUAUUCGAAAUCUUUAUUUGCAUCCAAACUUCGUUGAAAAGAUUUCUCGGCACGAUAUAAAUCGGGCUGCAAACGAAAUCGCUGACAAAAAUGGCAUCAACAUCAGCUCUAUUCGUAUAGAAAUUUUAGAAAAUAUUUUAGAAAAAUCGAAAGAGGAAAACAGAAAUAAAACUAGUUUUGGACUUGACAAUAAAGACUUGACGACCGCUAAAUAUAUACUGAAAGCUACUUGUCCUAAAAUGGGAGCCAUUUAUCUAUCUCGCAUUGCACUCGAUGACGAAAACGAUUAUAAUAAAAGUAAAAAAUUGAGAGCGCUCCAAUGCCUUAUGAGCAUUAUAGACUCUGACACAGCAUCAAAAGUCACCAACAGGGAGCGGGACUCCCUUUGGAACACCCUUUUAGAAUUGUUAUACAUUGUUAAUCUCGAACAUAUUGACAUGCCUUGGAUCGUUGCCACGUUUAUGAAUGAUAAACUUGGAGCACUUGAUCAAUUACUACAAGCAGUUGGAGGAAACGUGGAAGGUUUAAAAAUAACAGGGGAGCUCGCGUGGAGGUAUGGGAAUAUUAAAAUAAUUCAGAAAGUAAUUCCUUCGAUGUUGCGUGCUGGACUUUACGAUAAAUUAGUUCCUUUGUUAUUAAAGAUGUCAUCUGCAACAGACAAGACUGUAUGCGACGCCUGGCGAACUAUUCUCUUAUCGCCUUUCCAGCAGGCUGACUAUCCUAUUACAGAACGUCAGAGAUCGAAAUGCUUAAACGCAGUUAAUUUAUUACCAGUUUGUCCAGUAAUAAGAGAUGCAGAUCUAAUUGAAAUAUGGAAAAAUUGUAUAAGGUGUAAAUGUUUUGGUAUAGGUUGCCUGUUAUUGCCAUACAUGACCACAGAAUCAAGACAAAUAUUGUCAGAAUUGCAAAAAAUUGAUCGAAGAAAUCUGAUAGCUAGCUUAAAGAAUUUACAAACUGAAACAUACCUUGUACCUGGUGCUAUGCAUGUUUUAGAAACUAUGGCAAGUCGAUCUUAUGGAAAGAGUCAAAAUACAUAAAUUAUAUUUAUUUUUACUGUGUGCCUAUACUUUAGCAAGAUUUCUACUAUAUCUGGUAAAAAUAAUGUAGGUAUGUUUUAAUAAUGUAAGGUGCUAAUAAGAACAAAACGUUUGCUUUUUUGAAUUAGCAGAACAGCCUGCUAUUUCAUAAUCUUUUUUUGUCCUAAGUAUAAGACAACAUACACAUAUAGUAGUGAUUUUAUAUAAAUUUAAAUGUAUGAUUUGCAUGAACAUGUAUGCGUGACAUUCUUAAGAAAAAGUGACCUAGGUGCAUUAUGACUUGCCCUGGUGUAAAAGAAGUUUAGUAAAAAACAACGGUUUGUAACUAUACAUACUUAAGUUCCUUAUAAUCUUUUAAUUGUGAAUGUCAUGCUAGUAUUUUUAUAAUUAUGAAAAAUAUUUAUCAAUUACUUUUAACAAGGAUAGUUCUUUGAAAUCUCAAAAUUGUGUUGGGUAAAUCAUUAAUACUUGUUAAUAUCAUUAACAUAGUUAUGGUUACAUAUGCUUAGUAUGAAAAUAAAUGUACCGUGUAA
Leguminivora glycinivorella is the source of this 6019-nucleotide messenger RNA. RefSeq lists its product as uncharacterized. The transcript is spliced from 2 exons. The record is from RefSeq and is a predicted model, not a curated record. Gene Ontology annotation, biological process: mitotic sister chromatid segregation; mitotic spindle assembly checkpoint signaling; protein localization to kinetochore involved in kinetochore assembly. Gene Ontology annotation, molecular function: small GTPase binding. Gene Ontology annotation, cellular component: RZZ complex; kinetochore microtubule; cytoplasm. The coding region runs from base 27 to 5486 and encodes 1819 amino acids. NCBI's taxonomy places the organism in Eukaryota, Metazoa, Arthropoda, Insecta, Lepidoptera, Tortricidae.